Messenger RNA from Drosophila innubila, 8048 nucleotides. RefSeq names its product protein sidekick (gene sdk). The transcript has 16 exons. Gene Ontology annotation, molecular function: protein binding. Gene Ontology annotation, biological process: cell-cell adhesion. NCBI's taxonomy places the organism in Eukaryota, Metazoa, Arthropoda, Insecta, Diptera, Drosophilidae. The record is from RefSeq and is a predicted model, not a curated record. Bases 348 to 7241 code for a protein of 2297 amino acids.
UUUUGUGCGCGCGUUCCGGACGGUACUGAUUGCCGCGUGUGUGCGUCGUCGUCAUCAUUUUGCCGCCGUCGUUGUCGUAGUCGUAAUUCGUGCGAAAGCAAACCCAAAACGAAGCUGGCACAUAAAAAUGUUAGCAGCAGAGAAAAUGUUCAACAAAUAUUGUAAGCGGCAAACCAAAUUGAAAAUAUAAAAUAAUCAAACUUUUGCCAAGUGAAAAUACGAUAUAAACAAAUAUAAAGAAACAACAAAAAUUAUAACAAAAAUAAAAACAAAUAAGUCAAGUAAAAGGAAAGAAGAAGAAAAAGCUGAACAGCAAUCAAACGCAGCCACAACAACAACUGGCGCAAAUGAAGCAAAGGCAGCGACGAUCGUUGGCGUCGUCGUCGCUGCGGCGCGUCAACAAAAAACCAGCAGCAGAAAAGAGAAGAAUAACAACAACAGCUUGGCUCAAAAUGCUACUGCCGUCGCUGCAGACGUCGACAGCGCUGCUUGUGUUGGUGCUCGGCUUUGCCGCAUUUAGCUUGGACAGCUGCUCAUGUUACGCGGAUGCUAUAUCCCAACAACAACAAGCACCACAACAACAGCAGCAACAGGCGCCGCGUUUUACAACGCAUCCUUCGUCAUCGGGAUCCAUUGUGAGCGAAGGACGAACGAAGAUUUUACAGUGUCUUGCGUUGGGUUCGCCACAGCCCACAUAUCGUUGGCUCAAGGAUGGCAUACCCGUUGCCGAUUAUUCAUCCAGUCAAUUUUAUCGCAUUCACAUCACAAGACGCGAGGAUGCCGGCAGCUAUCAGUGCAUUGCCAGGAACGAUGCUGGAUCUAUAUUGAGUGAAAAGAGCGAUGUUGUUGUUGCCUAUAUGGGCAACUUUGAGAACACCACCGAGGGUCGCUUAACCGUUGUCAGCGGUCAUCCGGCGAUAUUUGAUAUGCCCGUAAUUGAUUCGAUACCAAAACCAUCCGUCGAUUGGCAAACGGUGGAGGGACCUCUAAACUAUGACAUCAAAUAUGCCAUCACGCAUUCCAAUCAAUUGAUCAUCCUCAGUGCCGACGAGAACGAUAGUAAAGCGUAUCGAGCGAGGGCAAUGAAUACACAACUUGGCAAGGAGGAAAUGAGUGCGUUUGUUCAUUUAAAGGUCACGGGGGAUCCCUAUGUGGAGGUGGCACCCGAGAUAAUUGUGCCACCGCAGGAUCUCAAGUUAAAACGUGGCGAAAGCUUUGCCGAACUGCAGUGUAUUGCGAAUGCUCGUCCAUUGCAUGAGCUCGAGAUGAUUUGGCUGAAGGAUGGAAUCGCUGUGGAAAAUGCUGGAAUUGCACACACACUCAACGAUCCCUGGAAUCGCACUCUGGUCCUGCAGCAGGCGAAUAGCUCACAUGCCGGCGAAUAUAGUUGCCAGGUGCGUUUACGUAGUGGCGGCUAUCAGACAGUAACUGCCACAGCGCAGGUCAUUGUCCUAGAACCACCCCUGUUCUCUAAUCCAAUGCGGGCAGAGACUUUUGGGGAUUUUGGUGGUCAGGUUUCGUUGCCCUGCGAUGUUGGCGGUGAUCCAAUGCCCAAAAUACAAUGGUUUCGAAAUGCGGAGCGGAUUGAAACGCAGCUACAAAGCGGCGGAUACGAACUGAAAGCGGAUAAUACGCUGAUAAUUAAAAAACUGACGCUCAACGAUGAGGGAAUGUUUCAGUGUCUGGCAAGCAACGAGGCCGGCGAGAAAUCCGCCUCCACCUGGCUACGAGUGAAAAGUAAGUCAACUUCGCUGCAGCCGCGCGUGAAGCGUUUGGCGCAACCGCGCAUCUUGCGGGUGAGAGCAUCGCAUGUCGGCAUGGGAUCGGGAUCGGGAUCGGGAUCUGGUACGGGCUCGCAAUCGGGCUCGAGAACGGGCAUGCAACCCGGCCAGGGCAUGGGCACGGUCUAUAAACGCAAGGAAUUUCGCUUUGCCUCGGCCCCGGUGAUGGAACAUCCGCCACAGAAUGUAACCGCAUUGGAUGGCAAAGAUGCGACUAUAUCAUGUCGUGCCGUGGGCGCCCCCAAUCCAAAUAUUACAUGGAUCUAUAACGAAACCCAACUGGUUGAAAUAUCGAGUCGAGUUCAGAUCCUCGAGUCGGGUGAUUUACUCAUCUCGAACAUAAGGUCCUCCGAUGCCGGUCUCUACAUCUGUGUACGGGCCAACGAAGCGGGCUCGGUCAAGGGCGAGGCCUUUCUGGGUGUACUAGUGCGAACACAAAUCAUACAACCGCCAGUAGAUACAACGGUAUUACUUGGCCUGACCGCGACGUUGCAGUGCAAGGUGUCCAGUGACCCGAGUGUGCCAUAUAAAAUCGACUGGUAUCGGAAGGGUCAAACGGCGCCCAUAAGCAACUCACAAAGGAUUGGCGUCCAGGCAGAUGGACAACUGGAGAUACAGGCGGUGCGGGCCAGCGAUGUUGGCGGCUAUGAGUGUGUCGUUACCUCACCGGGUGGCAAUGAGACGAGGUCGGCCCGUUUGAGCGUUAUCGAGUUGCCAUUCCCGCCCAGCAAUGUGAAGGUGGAACGUCUCGCGGAGCCGCAACAGCGCAGCAUCAAUGUGUCCUGGACACCGGGAUUCGAUGGCAACAGUCCAAUUUCCAAAUUUAUUAUCCAGCGACGUGAGGUCUCCGAGUUGGGUCCAGUUCCCGAUCCUCUACUUAAUUGGAUCACCGAAUUGAGUAACGUUUCCGCCGAUCAACGUUGGAUAUUGCUCGAGAAUUUAAAAGCGGCGACCGUCUAUCAGUUUCGUGUAAGUGCCGUUAAUCGAGUCGGCGAGGGAUCCCCUUCUGAGCCAAGUAACGUCGUCGAGCUGCCCCAAGAAGCACCCUCCGGACCGCCGGUAGGAUUUGUUGGUUCCGCCCGAUCCAUGUCGGAGAUUAUAACACAAUGGCAGCCGCCGCUGGAGGAGCAACGCAAUGGUCAAAUCCUGGGCUACAUUCUCCGCUACCGUCUUUUUGGAUACAACAAUGUGCCCUGGUCGUAUCAAAACAUUACGAACGAGGCACAGCGCAAUUUCCUCAUCCAGGAGCUGAUCACCUGGAAGGAUUACAUCGUACAGAUCGCAGCCUACAAUAAUAUGGGCGUUGGAGUCUACACCGAAGGGGCAAAGAUCAAGACCAAGGAGGGGAUACCAGAGGCACCGCCCACCAAUGUUCGUGUCCUGGCGUUGAACUCGACGGCGGCACAGAUUAGCUGGACACCACCGAAUCCGCAACAGAUCAAUGGCAUCAAUCAGGGCUACAAGAUUCAGGCAUGGCAACAGCAACACAUCGACGGCGAGCCGAGGGAUGUGGAGAAGCGCAUGAUGACGGUACCGCCGAGCCUGAUUGAUCCUUUGGCGGAGCAGACAACGAUAUUGAAUGGAUUGGACAAGUUUGCCGAGUACAACAUCAGUGUUCUGUGCUUCACAGAUCCGGGCGAUGGAGUGCCUAGUCAACAGGUGCCCGUGAAGACCAACGAGGAUGUGCCCGAUGAGAUAACGGCCCUGCACUUUGAUGAUGUCUCCGAUCGUGCUGUGACGGUACUCUGGGCACCUCCACGACAUGCCAACGGUCUGCUCACCGGCUACACGGUACGCUACCAGGUCCGAGAUCGUCCCGAAACCAUGAAGUCCAUUAAUCUGACGGCCGAGGAUACCCAAUUGACCGUAAAUCAACUGCAGGCGACCACACAUUAUUGGUUCGAGAUCUGCGCCUGGACACGUGUUGGCAGCGGUAUCCCCAAGACAGCGACCAUACAAUCGGGUGUGGAGCCGGUAUUGCCACAUGCACCGACUAGCCUGGCCCUGUCCAACAUCGAGGCCUUCUCGGUGGUCCUGCAAUUCACACCCGGCUUUGAUGGCAACUCGAGCAUCACCAAGUGGAAGGUCGAGGCACAAACGGCACGCAACAUGACCUGGUUUACCAUCUGUGAGAUCAGUGAUCCCGAUGCCGAGACCUUGACGGUAACCGGUCUCAUGCCCUUUACCCAAUACCGUCUCCGGUUGAGCGCUACGAAUGUCGUUGGCAGUUCACGUCCCUCGGAGGCGACCAAGGACUUUCAGACGAUUCAGGCCCGACCGAUGCACGCACCCUUCAAUGUCACCGUGCGAGCGAUGAGUGCCCAACAGUUGCGGGUACGUUGGAUCCCUCUACAGCAGACCGAGUGGUUUGGCAAUCCUCGGGGCUACAACAUCAGCUAUCGUCAGAUGGAGAGAAUUGCGGGGACGAUUAAAAGUGCACCGCGAAGUGUAUUCAUUGAUGAUCAUACGGCCAAUUCGCAUGUGCUAGAAUCUCUCGAAGAAUGGACCCUAUUUGAGGUGCUGAUGUUUGCCUGCAACGAUGUGGGAUGCUCACGGGCCAGCAAUCCGGCGGAGGAGCGUACCAGGGAGGCGACACCCAGCUACGGACCGUUGGACGUCCAGGCGAAUGCCACAUCCUCGACAACCGUUGUGGUGCGUUGGGGUGAGGUGCCGCGUCAGCAUCGCAAUGGUCAAAUCGAAGGGUUUAAGGUUUUCUAUGCUGCCACAGAUCGUCCAAACGCCGCACCCGUUCUUCACAAGACCAUACCGAAUAAUAGCUCCUUCACCACAACGCUGACGGAGCUCCAGAAGUACGUUGUCUAUCAUGUCCAGGUGCUGGCCUACACAAGAUUGGGCGAUGGCGCUCUGAGCACUCCACCGAUACGUGUCCAGACGUUUGAGGAUACACCGGGUGCUCCAUCGAAUGUUAGCUUCCCGGAUGUGACAUUCUCGAUGGCUCGCAUCAUUUGGGAUGUACCCGAGGAUCCGAAUGGCGAUAUAAACGCCUACCAGGUCACCUACACUCUCAAUGGCAGCGCCAAUCUCAACUAUAGUCGCGAAUUUCCACACACCGAUCGGACAUUCCGGGCGACAAAUCUUCUGCCCGAGCGUUAUUACAGCUUCAGUGUGACGGCUCAGACGCAUCUCGGAUGGGGCAAGACGGCAACGGUGCUGGUCUACACCACCAACAACAGGGAUCGUCCGCAAGCGCCGUCGGUGCCACAAGUCUCACGCAGUCAGAUCCAGGCACAUCAGAUCACCUUCAGCUGGACGCCAGGACGGGAUGGCUUUGCUCCCUUGCGGUAUUAUACCGUUCAGAUGCGCGAGAACGAGGGACCCUGGCAGCCGCUACGGGAGCGUGUAGAUCCCUCGCUGAGUUCCUACACGGCAUUGGGACUGCGACCGCACACAACAUAUCAGUUCCGCAUCCAGGCGACCAAUGACCUGGGCCCAUCGGCAUUCAGUCGGGAGAGCAUUGUGGUGCGCACAUUGCCCGCUGCGCCCGCUGUGGGAGUGGGAGGAUUAAAGGUCGUUCCCAUCACGACGACCUCGGUGCGCGUUCAUUGGAACGCCUUGGAGACGGGCAUGUGGAAUGGAGAUGCGGCAACUGGAGGCUAUCGCAUCCUGUACCAACAGCUCUCGGACUUUCCCACCGCACUGCAGUCGACGCCCAAGACGGACGUCAUGGGCAUCAAUGUGAACAGUGUGGUGUUAUCGGAUCUUCAGCAGGAUCGCAACUAUGAGAUUGUUGUGCUGCCAUUCAAUUCCCAGGGACCCGGACCAGCUACUCCGCCCGCUGCUGUCUACGUGGGUGAAGCAGUGCCAACGGGAGAACCACGUGCCGUCGAUGCGGCUCCCAUCUCGAGCACCGAGGUGCGUCUACGCUGGAAGCCGCCCAAGCAGAGCAUGCAAAAUGGCGACAUUCUCGGCUACAAGAUCUUCUAUCUGGUCACGUAUUCCCCGCAAGCUCUCGAAGUCGGUCGCAAGUGGGAGGAGGAGAUUGAGGUUGUCUCCGCCACAGCCACUUCGCAUAGUCUCGUCUUUCUCGACAAGUACACAGAAUAUCGCAUCCAGCUGCUGGCCUUUAAUCCCGCCGGAGAUGGACCUCGCUCAGCUCCUGUUACGGUCAAGACACUUCAGGGUGUUCCUAGUGCUCCCCUCAAUCUGAGAUUCUCCGACAUCACGAUGCAGAGCCUGGAGGUCACCUGGGAUCCGCCCAAGUUCCUCAAUGGCGAAAUACUUGGCUAUCUGGUGACCUAUGAGACCACCGAGGAAAACGAGAAGUUCAGCAAGCAGGUGAAGCAGAAGGUAUCGAAUACGACGCUACGUGUCCAAAAUUUGGAAGAGGAGGUUACCUACACUUUUACAGUGCGUGCCCAGACAAUUGACUAUGGGCCGGCGGUGAGUGAGAAUGUGACGACGGGACCACAGGAUGGUUCUCCAGUUGCACCACGUGAUCUCAUACUUAGCAAGACGCUGUCCAGCGUUGAAAUGCACUGGAUUAAUGGACCCUCUGGUCGUGGUCCCAUUCUCGGCUAUCUUAUCGAGGCGAAAAAGCGCGAUGAUUCGCGCUGGACGAAAAUCGAGCAGACAAAAAAGGGAACUAUGCAGGACUUUACGGUUAGCUAUCACAUUCUGAUGCCAUCGACAGCGUACACAUUCCGUGUGAUUGCCUACAAUCGGUAUGGAAUCUCGUUUCCUGUCUACUCCAAGGACUCGAUAUUGACACCAUCGAAAUUGCAUCUGGAGUAUGGAUAUCUGCAGCACAAACCGUUCUACAGGCAAACCUGGUUCAUGGUCUCCUUGGCGGCCACAUCGAUAGUCAUCAUUGUCAUGGUCAUCGCUGUGCUCUGUGUGAAAAGCAAAAGCUACAAGUACAAACAGGAGGCACAGAAAACGUUGGAGGAGUCGAUGGCCAUGUCGAUUGAUGAACGUCAGGAGUUGGCAUUGGAGUUAUAUCGUUCCCGUCAUGGUGUUGGCACGGGCACAUUGAACAGUGUGGGCACCUUGCGCAGCGGCACUCUGGGCACACUGGGCAGAAAGUCGACCAAUCGUCCGCCAACAAAUUUACAACUGGGCAAGAGUCCUCCACGUCCAUCACCUGCCUCGGUGGCCUAUCACAGCGAUGAGGAGAGUCUCAAAUGUUACGAUGAGAAUCCUGACGACAGCAGCGUGACCGAGAAGCCAUCCGAAGUGAGCAGUUCAGAGGCAUCUCAGCAUUCGGAAAGCGAGAAUGAGAGUGUGCGCAGCGAUCCGCAUUCAUUUGUGAAUCAUUAUGCCAAUGUGAAUGACUCGUUGCGACAGUCGUGGAAGAAGACAAAGCCGGUACGCAACUAUUCCAGCUACACGGACUCCGAGCCGGAGGGCAGCGCAGUGAUGAGCCUCAAUGGUGGCCAGAUUAUUGUCAAUAAUAUGGCCAGAUCGAGGGCGCCACUGCCCGGCUUCUCGUCAUUUGUCUGACAAUCAACCGAGUUCUAAGAUCUAAGCAACAGUAGCAGCAGCACCGUCAUAAGGGAGACUUUCGUCUGAAUCCUCCCUCCCUCCCAUCUUUCUCAAUCUUUUGACUGCAUCCGGAAAUGAGAAGAAGAUCCCAUUCAGUGUGUGGAGAGUAUGACGUAUGUUUGACUGUUGCUGCUGCGCUGCUUUGCUUUUAAAUGGACAAUUAGUUAUAGUAGCUCUAUCUAUACCUACGAUUAAUCUUAUUUAUAGUUUCUAGAACGAGAGAUCUGAGAUUUUUAAACAGCAUUUAAUUAUCAAAUGUUCCACUGACCCGACCCAGCCCCAAUUAAUUAUUAGAAAUAUUAUUAAACAAAUACGGCUUUUUUUUAAAAUUGUUUUAUACAUUAAGUAACUUAUUACCCAUUUGUUUAUUCCACUUACGUCCGUUGUCUGACACGCCCACUAACACUACUUAGCUCGUAACUGGCAUUUAUCAAAAGCAAAAACUUGUGAUACGUAAAUUUUUGCUUGACUUGUGUUCAAUGUGUGUGAAUUAUGAUUUGAUAGAUGUGAAUGAUUUUCUCCCCUUUCUCCUAAUUAGCCUUGCGCGCAAUCUCAUUAUAUUUAAUAUAUUAAACUAUAUUUUAUGAGACAACGACUUAACUCGCAAGAUAGGCAAACAAUAUAUUUAUUUCAUUUAGUUUUUCGUUGUCUUUGAUUUAAUUUAUAAAUUUUGAAAUAUAAUAUGAAGCGAAGGCAAAUAUAACUGAUGCAAUCAGUUGACGAAUGCAAAAAGCAAAGAGCAAAAACAGAAAACAGAACAAAGAA